This is a messenger RNA of Colletotrichum costaricense, 840 nucleotides long. RefSeq names its product spherulin-1A. The coding region runs from base 1 to 840 and encodes 279 amino acids. NCBI's taxonomy places the organism in Eukaryota, Fungi, Ascomycota, Sordariomycetes, Glomerellales, Glomerellaceae. The record is from RefSeq and is a predicted model, not a curated record. The transcript has a single exon. Gene Ontology annotation, molecular function: manganese ion binding. Gene Ontology annotation, cellular component: cell wall.
AUGUACACCUCCACCAUUCUCUCUUCCAUCCUCUUCUCCGCCGCUGCUCUGGCCGCGCCGACCACCAACCCAAACCACCCCUCCUCCUCCGCCACCAUCUCCACCCAAACCGACACCAGCUCCAUCGACAAUGUCCUUCCUCCCAUCGUCCCCGUCAACACCCGCGCCGGCAACGCAGACCUUAUCACAAAGCUCAUGACCGCACCCACCCAGCAAGAGCGCGUCCGCCUCCUCAACCAGCCCGGCGACUUCGUCUUCGACUUCAACGACUCCGGCGCCCCCGAGGGCUCCGAGUCCCGCGGCAAGGGUGGCUUCUCCACCUCCGCCACGGCAAAGACCUUCCCGGCCCUCAUCGGCAACGGCGCCGCCAUGACCCUCGGCUUCCUCGGCCCCUGCGGCAUGAACACGGCCCACGUCCACAACCGCGCCACCGAGCUCAACGUGAUCGUCAAGGGCCGCCUUGUCACCAACUUCGUCGUCGAGAACGGCCUCGACCCCAUCGCCAACACCAUGGAGACGUAUCAAAUGUCCGUCUUCCCCCAGGGCGCGAUCCACCAGGAGUUCAACCCCGACUGCGAGGAUGCCGUCUUCGUUGCCGGCUUCAACAACGUCGACCCCGGUGUCGAGCAGGUUGCUCAAGCUUUCUUCAACCUCCGCCCGGAUGUCGUCUCUGCCACCCUCGGCGGCGUGCAGACGAUUGACGGUGCCGAUCUUGAGAGCUUCCGUAAGCACAUCCCUGCUAACAUUGCUCUCGGCAUCGACGCCUGCUUGAACAAGUGCGGCAUCAAGCGCAACGCGAAGCGCGACCUCAACGAGAUCUUUGGCGCGCCCCAGAACUAG